Molecule: messenger RNA, 670 nt
Organism: Momordica charantia (bitter melon)
Lineage: Eukaryota; Viridiplantae; Streptophyta; Magnoliopsida; Cucurbitales; Cucurbitaceae
Product: protein SKIP34
Source: RefSeq, a predicted model, not a curated record
GAAAAGGCAAAAUCAAAAUAAUCCUCCCCAAGGGCCAAGGCAAGACGACGCCGUUUCACAAAGGAGUACCAAACCAAGGUCCGGUUGACCAUAAGUUGGAGAAGUCAUACUCAGAAAAGGUACCACCGCAGCGAACAACAUAGCCCGCCGAUUUAUUUAUCCGAAGACCGAUCUAUCGCAGCCACACUAUUCUCUCCGGCGGUCUUCGAUUCUCAUUCUCCGCCAUGUGUAACGGCCACCAGCGAUCUUUGUUCAGAGGUAGCCUUACUCCCUACCAGAGCUCCGUUCCGGACAACGGUGAGGACAAUCUACGGGGCCGACUAGCGGAAACCGAGUCCCGCCUCGCUCAAGUUAGGGCUCGAGAGGCGGAGCUCAGCCGACUCUUGGAGGAGAUGAAGCGAUUAGUCUCUGUUAUGGAGAUCCUCGAGAACUACCUCAAACGACAGUACCGCGACCGCCAAGAAUAUGCGGUUCGUCUCCUCUCUCCUCUAUCUCCAAAAUAGAAAUUCCUCUUUGCCAUCGCAUUCGCGGUCUGUAAUUCAACCAAAACUCCUUUUGUUUACUUGUAUCUUCGUUCUUUUGAAUCUCAAUCUAUGUUGAUUGUAUUCGAUUCGCCUCCAAAAUCUAUGAAUUGUGCGAUUUAAGAAUUUGUAGUUGCCGGUUUUCGUUA